AUGGAUGUGGGUGUGAGCGGUGGGGGCCAGUGGACGGCGGCGCCCCUCAGGGAGCUGCAUGGCAUGGUGGCUGACCUGGACGUGCGGCACUACAUGCUGCAGCUGCUGCAGGCGCUGGACUUCACGCACUCGCGCGGCAUCAUGCACCGCGAUGUCAAGCCCGCCAACGUGCUGAUCGACCACUCCAAGCGCCAGCUGAAGCUCAUUGACUGGGGCCUGGCGGACUUCUACUUCCCGGGCAAGGAGUACCCCGUCAGGGUGGGCGCUCGCUGA
Molecule: messenger RNA, 273 nt
Organism: Monoraphidium neglectum
Lineage: Eukaryota; Viridiplantae; Chlorophyta; Chlorophyceae; Sphaeropleales; Selenastraceae
Product: casein kinase 2, alpha polypeptide
Exons: 4
Coding region: 1-273 (90 amino acids)
Biological process (GO): protein phosphorylation
Cellular component (GO): cytosol; protein kinase CK2 complex; nucleus
Molecular function (GO): ATP binding; protein serine/threonine kinase activity
Source: RefSeq, a predicted model, not a curated record